AUGAUGAAAGUAACAAAGGCGAGAGCGCAAAAUGAUCCGGGACCGCCGUCGAAUAAUACUGAUUGUUCAAAACAAAGUGAAAUAAUUAGAAGUUCAAAAACAAGUGAAAAUAAAAAUGAAGCGAGUUUAGCUGAUUCAAAGGAGUUUAUUGGCGUGGAACGGCGCAACACAAAACGAUUGUAUCUAGGUGGUGUUAAAGACGGGGUCCACGCGAGCACUAUAAAAGAAUUUAUGCAGGGAAAAGGCGUUCGGCCGACUUUCGUACGAAUGAUGAAAAGUCGGCAAAGUGGCACCGUUGCUGUGCGUAUAAAUGUCAGAGCUUCAGAUAUUAAGGAGAUUCUUCAACCAAAUUUUUGGCCGAAAAAUGUAUACGCAAGGGAAUGGCUCUCCAAAGAUAAAUGGGAAAAACGGUCAGUGAAAUUUGACAGAGAUCCAUCCAGAGAACCGCCUUCAUAA
This is a messenger RNA of Paramuricea clavata, 456 nucleotides long. The record is from the annotation of a GenBank genome assembly. Lineage: Eukaryota; Metazoa; Cnidaria; Anthozoa; Malacalcyonacea; Plexauridae.